This is a messenger RNA of Salvelinus fontinalis (brook trout), 1081 nucleotides long. RefSeq names its product kinesin-like protein KIF26A. Gene Ontology annotation, molecular function: microtubule motor activity. Gene Ontology annotation, biological process: microtubule-based movement. The transcript has 4 exons. Lineage: Eukaryota; Metazoa; Chordata; Actinopteri; Salmoniformes; Salmonidae. Bases 290 to 1081 code for a protein of 263 amino acids. The record is from RefSeq and is a predicted model, not a curated record.
UAGAGCAAGUUGAAACCGAGAGCUCCACCCAUCCAUCCCAUGUAUGCUAGUGCUUCAUCCGAACAGUCCACCAAAUUGAAUUCUUCCGCUGUCAGACGCGCUAUGGGAAUGCAUUAAACUGCAAAGGGACUACUGCAAGGACUAUUUUAUCACCAUACAUUGUUCUGGGCGAUUCACCAAGAUAUGGAAGGGCCAAAUCGUCACCAAUAAACGUGGGAACUGUAGGCAAUAGCGUUAGAUAGGCUGGAGGUUCGAUCGAAAAAGUGUGUGAGUUGGUAACAUAGACGAGAUGUACUCACAGUAUUGGAAUACGGCUCGAGGACGCAAACCAGACUACAGGAGAUAUACGGUUGUUGAGGGAGAGACCCUGAUAUCUCUGGGAGUCAAUGCAAGGAGGAGGCUUCACUCGGCGCCGGUGGAGGAAGUCGAAUGCGGCGGCCGGCCAAACCCUGAGGGCGCCGGGUCAGUGUCUGUGACGGAGUUGAGUCACUACGGGGAAAAGGGAGAAAGCGAAGGGCCCUUGUGCCAACGAUGCCAGAUCAUCGCUACAGAGCUGAACAGGCAAGCGCUUGCUUUGGCCGAUCCUGCGUCCCUGAAGGACCCGGGAUUCGCCGUGUUCCUGUUUGACAAGCUCCAGCACCUCCAGUGUCCCCAUAGGGGCCCGUAUGCUAGAGAGGACAGCACCUGCCAGGUCUGUGGCACUGCCCUUCACCAACUGAGACGCCUGGCCCUGCAGAAAGCCUUGGGCCUACCCGGAGACAUGCCCGACCUGCAUCCUGGAGCCUUCUCCUCAGGGCUGACCCCCAGCCCUGCUGCCCACAGCGUGGUCACCCUACCCUGCCAGGACUGGUCCAUGGAGGACUCGCCAGCCAAGCAGCCACCCAGGUUCUAUGAUCAGAUUCCUGGGGAAAGGUUCAGGGGGGGACUCCAGGGUUGGGGUGGGAUCCAGAGCAGCUACAUGGGAGGGUCCAAGUCCACGGUGACUCCUAUACCACAGCACUUUCUGGAGGGAGUGUGGAGAGUCUCUCGUGUCAGGAGGGAUCAUCAUCCUCAUUCUGCUGUGCUACCUAGCAACACCUAG